Acanthochromis polyacanthus (spiny chromis) is the source of this 5500-nucleotide messenger RNA. RefSeq names its product epithelial stromal interaction 1 (gene epsti1). NCBI's taxonomy places the organism in Eukaryota, Metazoa, Chordata, Actinopteri, Pomacentridae. The transcript has 10 exons. The record is from RefSeq and is a predicted model, not a curated record. Gene Ontology annotation, molecular function: ubiquitin binding. Bases 91 to 1092 code for a protein of 333 amino acids.
CAUGAUUACAUGUGAUGAGUCACUACACUAUCCCUGGAAGAGAAAACUGCACUAAGAAUAGAGCAGCAAGCAGCCUGCACAGCUGAACUAAUGGAUCCUUAUAACAGCAGAAAACAGCUGAACUCCAGCAUGAACUCUGACCAGACAGCAGCAGAUGUGUCCGGAAACGACCAAACAUCUGGAAAUGUGGACAAAACUACAGCUGACAGCAGAAACACACAACCAGCAACCAGGCAACCGCAAUAUGCAGGAGGAUACACCGUCAUCCAACCAAAUGAAGCUCGACGAAGCCAGAUAAAAACAAUGGCUCAAAAAGAGGAGGAGGCGUUUCAGAGAUGGAAAGAAGCAAACAGACCUCCUCCUGUGCAUCUGAAUCCAGAGAGACUCGGAGGUCAUGUGAGUGAAUCUGAAGCUAGACAGAAGCAGCUGGUGAAUCUUCGCUGCUCCAAACUGCAGAAAAAGCUGAAAAAGGAAGAGUUGGACAGAAAGAAGAGACAAGAAGAAGAGGAGAAGCUGCAGAAGAUGAAGGACGAGCAGAGAGAGAAGGCCGAGCGUCUGGAGCAGCGACGGCAGCAGGAGGAGCAGCGGAGGAAGGAUCAUCUCCGGACGGAUUACCUCAGGUCGCAGGAGGCUUUUCUUCAGAGGUUUGAGCGGCGAGAUGUGGCAGCGUCCAGCAGCGCCGCACAUACGUCAUCCAGGGGCGAGGACGUGGAGAGCAAACAGAGAGCGAAGGAGUCGAAAAGAAAUGAGAGAGAAAUGCAGCUGGAACACCAGAGGGUGAACUCGGACUUUCUGGACAAACUCGAAGGUCGAGCCAGAGGGAGCGAGACGAAAAAAGAAGCAGAGCGUCCAUAUGUGGCCACGGAGGACUUUAAACCAGAGACAACAACUGGUCACGUCCAGCUUCCUCACCUGAAACCAGAACCGAGCUGGACUGAAGAAGCUGAGCCUGAGCCUGACUUUGACUGGGCUUUGAUAAAACUGACGAACAGGUUUCCAGACUGCAGCAAAGACUUCCUCGAAGACAUCCUCCAACAGUGCAACGGCAACUACGAGGAGGCCUUAACGCUUCUCAUCUGCUCACUCAGUUGAAUUCUAUGCAGCUUCAAUGUAGGAACACUUCCCUUGAUGUUGUGUUUGAUACUUUACGAGAUGAUUCAAAUGAAAACAUACAGUUAGAUCUGGAAAUAUUUGAAGGGUGACACAUUUUGCAUUUUUGUGGCUCUGAGCACCACCACAAUAGACGCAAGGGCAGACUUUAAUGGAAUGGGUUGAACAAAGUAUCGCUCACAUGAAACAUUUAGGACAGUUUUCACCAGAAUCUCCUAUUUUCAGGGGCUUAAAUGGAUCUGGGUAAUAAAUAAAAUGCUCAUUCUUAAUAGUUUGUUGAAAAUCCUUUGCAGGCAAUGACUGUCUGAAGUCUGGAACGUGACCAAAGAUUGGGUUUCCCCUUUGUGAAGCUUUGCCAAUACUUUACUGUGGCUGUUUUCAGUUGCCUUUAGUUUCGUCUUAAAGAAACAAAAUGCAUGUAUGUAUGGAGUUGGGAUCAGCUAAUUAACUCACUCACUGCAGAAGUAUUCCACUUCUUUACCCUCAAAAACUCCUGGGUUGGUCUCGCAGUAUGUUUCUCGGUCAUCUGUACUAUAAAGUCUCGCCUUUCCAUUUUUUCUUGACUAACCGCCAUCCAAACAUUAGCCACAGCGAGGCGACUUCACUAGUCCGAGGUUAAAGCUAAAAUAUCCAAAAAUAUGUCAAACCUUCAGUCUUGGCAGUGCAGCUGUGGGCACAGUUCUGCAUGUCAUAAUGCCACAACAUCCUCAAUUCAUGACAAACUGGCCUGGAUUUUACCACCACAAUGAUGAUGUGUUUCUGUUCUGACAUACAUAUAGGGAUGUACUGAAUCUGGGCAGACACUAUACACUAUAUACUUUUACACUUCGCGAUUCAUCUUGCUAAUUCUGUCUUCUGUCAUCCAUUAACACUCACGAUCCUUUGCCACUAGAAGCCAAGCAUGUCCAUCAAAUCACACUGCCUACGCUGUGUUUUCCCGCCAAAUUGUUUGUCUUCCCGCCAUUCUGGUGCAAGUUGCUCUUAGGUUCACCUGUCCAAAGAAUCUUGUUCUAGAACUGGUCUGGCCUUGUGAGAUGUUUUUAGGUAAAGUCUAGUCUGUUUUGGUUUCUAUUUAAGGCUUUUAAUUGGUUUGUGCCUUGAAGUGAAUCCUCUGUGUUUGCUCUCAUCAAGUUUUCUCCGUGAUAGGUUUGGAUAAAAAUAUGUUUUCCUGGAGAACUUUUUUCCAAUGUUUGCUUGGUUUGAUGUUUGAAUAAGUUAGGUUAUUCUCCGUUAAUAAUAAUAAUAAUACUGUAGGGUUCUAAUGUUAUCCUAGUCAGAUAAAGUUGUACUUUAUGUCAUCUUUGGUAGAGUUUUAAACCGUAAUAUUGAUAAUAAUCAGGUAGAUUCACACCAUAAACCACACUGGAGGGUCUUAAUCUCAAUAUCUGAUCUUGUUGGGUUAAUUCAUGAAGCCAGUUUUAUGUGUAAUGUUCCUCCUAGUGAGCUUUAAUUCCUCUAGUUGGGGUGCGAAAACCUACAAAUUAAAGUUGAGCAUCUGCACUUUAAGCCCAUAUUUGUUAUACAUCAGUAACUACAAACAUAUUUUUACAAACAGCUAAAAUGGCAAGCAUUGUGUCAAUGUCCAAAUAUGUAAGGACCCAACUAUACAAUGGAGGUGGAUGAGUGUAAAUGUUUAAUAACUGACACAUUCCUGUACAAUAUUUAUGCCUUGAGAUUGUGCUAUGAAAAUGUGAAAAUUAGGAAUGUUAAUGAUAAGUUGAUUAAUUGCUGUUAAUAAUAUAACCGAUGUAUAAAAUAUUAACAUAUUAGGCACAAGAAAGACCCAAAGAGUUGGACACUAAGACACUAAGCAGAGAGCAUUGUGGGUGUUUAGCUAGUAAAGGGGCACCAUGAUGCAGACUUCUUUGGUAGUUAAUACCUUCGGACUAGCGCUAAUGUGUCAACACGACUAAAGAAGUCUUCCUAUAAUUGAGUAACUCGUGCAACAAGGUCAAAUUUUGCAGGAUAUGUCACAUUUUUGUGGUAAAAAAAGGCUUAAUGGAUGGAAUGUGCAUAAUGUACAUCAUUUGUUUUAAUGACAAAUUGAUUAUUAAUUAAUAAUGCUGUAAAUACCCUCAAAUUAAGGCGGAGCAUCUGCAGCAUAUUAAAGCCCAUACUUGUUAUAUAUAUAUAUAAUGUAUGUAGCUGUGAAUAUAUUCUAUUAGAAGUUAAAAUAACAAAGAUUGUGUCAUUGUUCAAAUAUACGUGGACUUGACUGUAUAAGUAGAUGAAAAAGCUGGAAGAAGUCAGUUCUACGUUGUUGGUGGUCGAGUGUAAACAACAGCAAUGCCAACAGAUACCUACAGAGUAGAAGGGGCUUUGUGUGAUCUGUUUUCGAUUACGCUAUUAAUCAUCGACUGUUUGGUGUCUUGUAUCUGUCUGCAUGCACUGGUGAGUCAUGGCGGGUUUCUGGCCUGACACGGAGCUGAAUUGAUGUUCGUUUUCACCAGUUUGGUUGAAGGUCAUCGCCGUGACUCAUAAUCUUUAGAUCAUAUUUGGUUCUCUUAAUUAAAACAGUGUGUGCAGAUGGGGGAAAAAAGAGAAAAGCUCUUUCCAAAUACACAACGCUUUUUGUUUGUUUUACAAUCAAAGUCGUGUGUGAUGUAUCUACAACAGGAUGACAAAAGAUGUAAAUCCACUCAGGACUCUCUUCAGGAAGGAAUCUGGUGGUUGGUUUCAGUGCAAAGUCAUGAUGACUAAAGAGGGUAACAACAAGAAAAGCCUUCUUGUUGUCUUCAUUCACCACAGAUUAGGUACAGUAGCUACGUCAGUCUGGGUUUCAGGUGUUCAGUGGGCUCAUACCCAAAGAACAACGAACAAAUAGCCCAACACGAACAUCUGAAAAUCCCUUUCUACUCUGGCGUCAAGUGAAGUAUUUUAAGAUUUCCUUUCUUCCUUCUAGAGAUCAAAUCAACACGUUGUCCUCUUGUGACAAUAACGCUAGAACGAUAUUUUUACUAUUUUAAUUUCCUGGAAAUGUCUUUACUGAGUGCCAGGAAAACAAAUUCCUUUCUUUAAACCAAAGUAAACAGUAAUUCAAUUCAGACUUGUGAUCUGACCUAAAGACUCUCAAGGUUACUGAUGUGAAAGAUUCUUCCAAGUAAACCUAUUGGGAAAAGAUUAGAAAAAUACCAAUACACAUAAUUACCAAGGUCUUUACUUCCUCAAUGGCCUAAAAUGAAACUAAUAAUGAAGUAUGAGUCAUGUAAAUUUCAAACAACAGCCAAUGUGCCAAAGCACUGUCCAGUAUAAAAGAACCUAAUUGGUGUUAUGAAUAAACCUAAAAAGUUUUGUUUUUUAUGGUGUAAUUGUAAACAUGAACAGGUUAACAGAAUAUUGGGACAUUUUGGAACAAAUAUUGGAUUUUGUUGAGCAUUGUGUGGAACAAAACUUGCUGGCGACUAUUUUAUUUAGCGUAGGAAAAGCCUGGAAAUGAAGGGGAAAACACAGAAUUUGCCAUUCUUAACUUUUUGAUGUGCAACAUGGGUCGAAAAUGACCCAAAUCCAAUGGAAAAUGGAUAUCUCCUGACUGACACUGCGCAUCAAAGGGUGAAGGGUUUAGUUCAGGCAACUGGACUUAUUCUUGUGAUCUUGAAGACGUUUCGCCUCUGACUUCUUCAGUUCUAAAAACUAGUUUGGAGAGUCCCAGCUAUUUAACCAUUAGAGGUGAAGUUGGGGCUAAGGCUGAUGGUAUCUACUGAAAGACUAAAGACAUCUUUCAACAACAGGUGUUGACUCCCAAUGAGAUAUUAAUACGCUAAUAAAGGCGGGGGGGGGGGGGGGGGGGGGGCCUUUGAGAGUCGUUGAUUUAAUGGCCCACUGAGUAGCCUCCUACCCAUGACUGAGAGAUGGUGUCUGAGGGCUCCCGCUCUGUUCAGAGUGGGUCACUCAAGACGAACAUAAAUGGCCUCUUUCACUCCUUUCUCAAACCAUCUGUCCUCUCUGUCUAGAAUAUGUACAUCUGAGUCCUGGAAGGAGUGGCCUUUCUCCUGUAAAUGUAAAUGGACAGCUGAAUCUUGUCCUGAGGUGCUGGUUCUUCUUUAGUCUUUCAGUAGAUACCAUCAGCCUUAGCCCCACCUUCACCUCUAGUGGUUAAAUACCUGGGACUCUCCAAACUAGUUUUUAGAGCUGAAGAAGCCGCUUGGAUGAGAGGCGAAAUGUCUUCAAGAUCACAAGAAUAAGUCCAGUUGCCUGAACUAAACCUUUCACCUUAAGAUGACCUGGAUGACUGAGAACCUUCACAGACAUGCACAUCAAAGGGUUAAAGUAGGGCUACACUUGAAUAUUCAAGGAUUCAGAUCAAUUUUUGCAGGUAUUAAGUUCUCAAUUUUGUGUUUCAGAUAUUUGUUGUCUGUGACUUCUCAAUAAACACAUCUUGGAAAAAAAUAUA